UAUUAACAAAUUUAUCAAUCCUAUAAAAAAGAAAACGAAAAAAAUGGUAAAUAGAUAAAAUAUUUCUUCGAGAAAACAUUUCACGUUUCAAAUAAUUUUUUUGUAGUGCAGUAUUUUUAAAUAUUUUAAGAAACAUCGUAAUUAUACUUGAUUCUACGAUUAAGGAUCAACAGUUUGAAAAAUAUUUAACAAAAUUUGCCAAACCCACGAAUUAGUAAAUAUAUAUAUAUAUAUAUAUAUCAAUCAUGACAAUUUUAGCUGAAUAUCAAACAAAUUCUUUUCAAUUUCUAUCUGUAUGUCACUACAUUACUGCAUUCGGUAUAUUUUUCUACAAUAAAGAAUUAAUUACCCUGGAGGAACAAAAUCAAACAGUUGCAAUACUAAAUAUUCUAUUUGAAUAUCUAAAAAAUUCAACAAAUGAAUCCGAAACGAAAUUACAACUUCUUCGUAAAAUACUAAAAGGAAGUGAUCUCUAUGGUGGUAGAAUAAAUGAAACACUCGACAUGAAAUAUGUAAAUGAAACAUAUCAAUAUAUCAUUAGUAAAUCUCUAUUUUCUCAUUAUGGAAAUAUUAAUGGAUAUUUGGCAGGAAUUAUAAAUAAUGAAGAAAAUUUAACAUAUUCAGUUCUUAAAGAAAAUGUAUUUCAACAUCUUUUGAAAAAUUAUACAACUAGAAAUUAUUGUUCGCCAGAAAAUAGUAGCGUUAAACUUACUUUAUUGUCAAUUGAAAAAAUUUUUGCUAAUCAUAUUUGGCUUAUGUUUCCCGAACCAGAAAAAGAUAUGAAUAUAAUAGACGUGGAUUAUAUAUACGCAAUGGUUGGUUUAAAAAUUGUGAGAUCAAUAUCUGAUAUUGAUAAAUUUACGUUUGAUAAUUAUAUUCUAAUUGCACGUGAAAUUAAUUUCAAUGCAAUUAAAAAUGAAACAGAAAUGAUUAAUCAAUUAUUUUUAGCACCUGCAUUAUUUUUCUAUGCCUAUAGUGAAAAGGAGAAAUUUCACCAGGGAAAUAUAACUAGUAAUUAUUUUUUAAAAGAAGUGUAUGAAAAAUUUUUCUCGUAUCUCAAAUUGACGGUGAAUGAAAUUAUAAAUGAGAAAUUAGAAAAUAGUCUUCAUCAUCAAUUGCAAAAACAGAUGGAUUAUUUAAAAAGUCGUACACAAAUUGCCCUUGAAUUAAUAUUAAAACAUUGUUAUAUUUGGAAAUUUGAUAAUUAUUUACCAAUAUAUGUGUUUUAUUAUAAAACAUUUUAUCAUUGGAUUGUAAAUUUAAUACUUGGGGAAAAAUGUAGAACUGAACUUCCGGAUUUGGAUGAAAAGUAUAGAGAACAAUUUGCAAAUAUUACGGAAACAUACAAUGAAAUUGAGAAAAGAUCAAUUGAAAAUGUUUUAAUUAAUGGUGAUUUAAUAAAUAUAAUGAAUUCAUCAAAUGUUGUUGUUAAAUUAGCACGUCCUGGUGAUUAUCAACAGGGUUGUAAUUGGUGUUCACCUAAAUUCCAAACACCGGUUAAUAAUACAUAUUUAAUAUUUGCUAUUAUUCAUAAUAGUAAAACGGAUUUUUAUGCCAUUAAACAAGAAAAUGGUUCAUUGUUAUUGUUGAAAAAGAAUGUAAAUGAAAAGAUAUUUUAUAAAGAAUUAGGUAUUAAUAGAGCAUUAAAUAUGGAAACUGUACAAUUUUUUGGAUUUUUAAAACGUGAUAAUGAAAAUGCAAAUGUUUUUAUUCAAAAUGUUGCUGACAAAAAAACAAAGGGAUUUGUAAAAGAGCUUUACAAUUACUAUAAUGAACCAACAUUUGUUGAGAAUGUGUUUAAUAUUAUAACAGCGUUUAUACCAUUUUACAAUUGUGCUCAAUAUAUACGUAAUAGUGAAACUGGAGCUGCUGUUUGGAGUUGUUCUCUAGAUGUUAUUAGUUUUGUACCCGUAGUUGGUUUAGUAGGCAAAUAUUCCGGUAUAUUUAGAACAAAUUUAAUUGCCGAUAUAACUGAAUCAAAUUUAAUAUCUAAUUCCAUAAGUGUUACUACCGCUAGCAGUAUGUCGAAUGCAAUUGGUAUUAUUUCAAGAUCAGUAAUUAGAACAGUAAUCGAUGAAAUUAUAUCAAUUAGAUUCGUUAAAGACUUCACAGUUUCUAUACUUCGUUCAUUGGAUCCUGGAUUUGAGAUUACUUACCAAAUACAAAGAUUUAAUUUACAUAUGUUGGAUAAUAUUUUUCAAACUUUACGUACAAAUUACAUAAAUGUUGCUGAUUUUCUUCAAUUCCGAACAUCAAUUGAAUCAAUAUUAAAUAACUUACGACGAAAUACAAAUACAGUUGCUGAUCAAACUGGACUUGUACCACAUAUUUUGAUUGAAAAUGGUAUUUUCGAUGUUGUACAAUAUUCAUAUCCAGGAGGGAGAAAUUUCUUUGGACCAAGAUGUGUAAGAUCCUUUGGCAGAACUGCAGAAUUAAGAAGUAUUGAAAAUAAUCCAAUUGAAAUUUCUGUAAUACCAGUAGAAGCAAAUGGCGUCACUAUUUAUAGAAAGUAUAGUCCAGAAACUGGUGAAUUAUCAGAUGAAUUUAAAAUGGGAAACAAUGAUAUGCUACAAAAAGUUGAUGAUCUAAAUCUAGAAUUAACAAAAACAGAAUCAAAACUAUCGGAUCUUAACAGUAAUGCCAAUAGAGAUAUUGAAAUAAUUUCUGAUGAUGAUUCUGAUUAUGUACUUCUAAGAAAACCUGAUUCUUCAAAAGAAAUAGUCAAUUUACCUAGGUAUUAUGAUAUUAAUUAUCCGGGCACAUCAGGUGAUAUAAUUUCAGUAAGAUCACUAUCACCUAUUUAUACCGAAAUGAAUUUGGGAUCACCAGAUGAUAUUCUAUCAUUAAGAUCACAAUCACCAACAAUUUUUAGUUCAGAUUUAUCAAGAAGAUCACCAACACAUGAUUUUAUAAAUAGAAAAAAAUUUAAUUCAUUUACUGAUUUUGCACCACCUUCUUUAGAAGCACCAAUGCUAAUUAUGAGAAAUGAUUAUUUAUCAAGAAUUGGAUUAGAAAAAUUUAAUGAAUACAUUAAAUUAUUAACAAUAUUUAAAAAUGAAGGACUUUCCUCAUUAAGACAAAAUCAACAAUUAAUAAAAACUUUACGAAUUACAAUUGAUGAUAUCAGUCUUAUACAAAUUAAUGAAGUUCCAUUAAAAUCACCAAUUAAUUUAUUGUACAUUGAAAAAAUAAAUACUCCACAUAUUAUUAAUUAUUUGAAAAAUUUAAAUGGAAAAAUGUUUUAUUUCAAUGAUUGGAAAUUAGUGACUAGUGAUUAUAUUGAUUCUGCUUCUAAAGGAAAAGUAGUAUCUUCAGAUACAAUUGUUUAUUAUAAAUUAAAAAUUGAUCAACAAUAUGGUAUUGUGGAUUUAGAUAGUUUUCAUGAAAAUUUUCAAAAUCAGUACAUUAUACAUCCUGAGGUGACAUUUACUGUUAAAAGUGUUUAUUCACCGAUAAAUGAAAAUAUUAUAAUUUUAGAAAUGGAAAAAAAUCCUCUGACAUUAGAAAAUUGGAUGUUUAUUCGAAAUAUGGAUUUAAAAUCAUUAAUGUCUAUGGAAAUACAAGGAUCAAAGCGAAUGGAGUGUAUUGAAAAUGCUGCCUAUUUGGUAUCGUCAAAUACACCUAAAUGUAAAUUCAAUGAAGCGGUGAAUUUAUUUAAAAAUUAUAUUUUAAAAAUCGAAAAUGAUAUAAGUACAAUUCCAACUUAUGAUAAAUUAGCGGAUGAUAUUUAUAAAAAUUUAUUUAUUCCCGAGGAAUAUCGAAAAUAUGAAAUAAAUCGUGGUAUGCUUAUUGACGAUGUGUUAUUUAAAAAAAAUAUAGGAUUAUCUGAAGAUAUGUUUUCGGUAUUAAAUAAAAUUGAUGCAUUAUUUGAUGGAAUUUAUUUUGAAAGUGUAUCAUCGGUUUUUGAAUUGUAUUCGAAAUUACCAAUAAUUCGUGAUAUAAUUCGAUUUGAAGAUUAUUAUGUAUUAUAUUCACAUUUAAAAAAGACAUUACCAUUGGAUAAAAAUGCAGUUAGACGAGUUUUAGCAUCAACAUAUAGAUUAUCAUUGAGACAAUGUCGUGAGGAUUGGAUUAUGAAACCAAUUACAAUUUAUCGUCUUCGAAUGCAUUCGUUACAAACAUUUAUGGCACAUAUAUCAUAUGAAAAUGAUGAGGUGUUAAAAUUUAUAAAUUGUAAAUUAUUCUCAACAAACAAAGAAUUAGAAAUGAAACGUCUUUGGAAUUAUCCAACUAAUUUACCAGAAAGGCCAAUAUUAUAUCAAAUUGAAGUUAAAAAUCAAGCUGGAAUUGCAAAUAUUAAUCAAAUUAUUGAGAAUGAAAAUAAUUUAUACAUUGUUUCACCAAGUGUUAAACUUGUUGUUGAUGAAGUUUCUAUUAAAAUAAUAAAAGGACAGGAUGUAAUGAUUGUUAAAAUGCACGAUGAGGAAAUUUCCAAAGAGGAAAGAAUGAUUGUAAUGGUUAGGGAACUUAAUGAAUUAUUAUAUAAUAGUGACGCAUUAUAUUCUUGAUUAAAAUAAUUUUUUAAAUACUAAAUAAAAAUAUUUAAUUUC
This is a messenger RNA of Leptopilina boulardi, 4550 nucleotides long. RefSeq lists its product as uncharacterized. The coding region runs from base 246 to 4508 and encodes 1420 amino acids. The record is from RefSeq and is a predicted model, not a curated record. NCBI's taxonomy places the organism in Eukaryota, Metazoa, Arthropoda, Insecta, Hymenoptera, Figitidae. The transcript is spliced from 2 exons.